Molecule: messenger RNA, 2377 nt
Organism: Rhopilema esculentum
Lineage: Eukaryota; Metazoa; Cnidaria; Scyphozoa; Rhizostomeae; Rhizostomatidae
Source: RefSeq, a predicted model, not a curated record
GUGUUGCUACCAUACCAUAAAAAGCCAAAACAACCGACUGCUCGCUGAGCUCCUUGCGCCUUGACUGAAGACGAAUCCAGAACAGAGAGCAAGCGAAAAAGGCGCUGUUCCAUUUCGCAAGAUGAAGCUCGUUACCGUCGGCUUCCUUCUCUCCUUCGUGGGGUAUUGCCUCGGCGACUGUUAUAUGCAUUUUCCAAGAGGUUCAAACAAUCGACUGAACGAAAAAUCAGCAAACCGAAGAAACGCAAACAGAGUUUUUGAUUCCCAAAACAACAACAGAGGUGGGUACAAUGUUGGAGACAAGACUGACAGAGCAUUUACCGUCGAGAGCCAACAAUACCAUGAGACAUUCUUCACAAGCAGUGCUCAAUCAAGACUGCCUUCAGGUAAUGGCAAGAGCUUCUUGGACAUAGAAUGGACAAAUCAACAUGGAUGCGGUGGAAACGAAGACACAGACCCACACAAACUUAACUGCAACAUGGUCAUCCAGUAUCUUUGUCAGCAGGAUAACUCGUUACCGGCUGGACACAGGCUUAAACUACGCAAUGGGCGCACGACAGCUACUCCUAACUUCAGAGGGGGACGUGCCAACGAGAGAAUGGCCACAACACUCAAUAGAAUGAACGGCGACCUUGACCCUAAUAGAGUACUCCAUGAACAAUGGGCCUGGUACGACAAAUGUAGCCGAAGGGACAGAAACUACGGAUUGUUCACCGCUGACCAGAAUGUUCGUAAAGGAUCAGCAAGAUUUACAAGGCAGAAUCGAAAUGGAAACAGGAGAGGGUAUGAAUGCCCAGAGGAGCGAGAUUAUUACCCAUAUUGGCACCCCACAGAGUGGAAGGACAUUGCUGUUCUUGCAGAGAAUUCAUCAAGAUGCUCCUUCUACCAGAGUGAAAGUUUCAACGUCAGGCCUCGACAUGAGUGCAUUGAGAAAGACUCUACUGGCCAGUACAUGUUGUCUUCUAAAUACAACAACCAGAAGGAAUGCGAAAGCAAAGGUGGCGAAUGGCUGGAUUUUUACAACUUUCUUGAACGUGCUCCACAACACACAACCGAGGCAGCUUGCCAAGCAGCCUCCAGGAAUGGGGUUAAAUACAUCUGGGGCCGUACACUGUUCUUUCCACAGAAGAAGGAAUGUCUUGUCGCUCUCCCUCCACCAGACUGCAAGGAGGCAAUGUGGUCACGUGUUAAUCAUCUUGGUAAUGGAAGAGGAGGCCAGCCAUUGAGUUACCGCUGGACCAUACCCCAUUUUCCUUCAGGGGAUAAGCAGAGAUGUGUGUUACGUAUAAGGUACAACAUUUCAACGGAUGAUUACGACCCUAUCAAGACUGAUUCGAGAUUUAACCGAGACCCAAGCAAAGGUGUUUUCUCCCCAGUCGAGAACAACCCUACAGUUAACGUUGGUGGGAGCAACUCCCCACUUCGCCUUGCCAUUAAUACUGCUCAAUAUGGCCGCACGUUCCAGGAUCGCACCCAUAUAUUCAUGUUGGAAAAACGUCCGUCGUCAAGCCUUGAUUCAAAAACAAUAUAUAAUAUGGGUGUCCGUGGAAAACGAGGCAACAUUGUGCAGACAUUUCCAGCAGUAGAGUAUGAUUUCUUCCCAACGAAUCUGACAUUGAAAAGAGGAGAACUGGUACAUAUCCAGUGGACUGGGUCAAAUUCACACAAUAACGGGGCGCCUGGAGGAGAUGGACAGACUGGUGAUGCCGGCGAAGGAACUGGAGGAACUGACCGUAGCAACCUUGUCGAAGUCAAGGAUCUCAACAACAAUUUCCCUCUUCCUUUUGAAAACACGCAAAUGUUCAAAAACGCCAAAGUGCAUUGGUCAGCUUAUGCCGAUGCCAACUUCUUGAAAAGACUGAAUGACGAGGAUAUUGCAGUCACUUUUGCAAGUUCCGGGUAUUAUCGAUGCGUAAAGAACGCUGUCUGUGGUAGAGAGUCUGUUGAGGGAAAAACGCAGAUGAAUAAUUUGCUGAACAACGCACCAGCCUCGUUUGGAGGGAUGCUUAUUGAAUUCUCAAAGGGCAAAUACCACUACAUUUGCACCAGAAACAACAGUUUUACCAACAGAAGCCAAAAAGGGACACUCGAAGUUGAAUAGUGUCUCUUGAAGAGUAGGCAUGAUUGGACAAUUUGUUGCCUUUAAAUAUUUGCACGUUAUUUUGCAUGGUUCUCAAUUUUAUGUAGAAACAUUCCUUUUUCGGGUGCCUUGAAUCCUUCUGUGAUGCCUAGAACUUUACUGAGGGUACUGGGCCUUAAACGACAAUGAACUAGGCAAUUUUAGUGCUAAUCGCUACAAUCAAAACUGUUUGCAUUAAUUUUUCUUUUUAUCUUUUAUAUCAUCAUUUGAAAUAAUGCACUCAAACAGUAGCCAUUA